Lepisosteus oculatus (spotted gar) is the source of this 904-nucleotide messenger RNA. It is a transcript of the gene acyp1, whose product is annotated as acylphosphatase 1, erythrocyte (common) type. Gene Ontology annotation, molecular function: acylphosphatase activity. The record is from RefSeq and is a predicted model, not a curated record. NCBI's taxonomy places the organism in Eukaryota, Metazoa, Chordata, Actinopteri, Semionotiformes, Lepisosteidae.
UGAGAUGCCCCGGAUGUACCGGUCUGGAUUAAGCCCUUCGUUUUGAAAGAGAUGCGCUAUACAUACACACAUUUGUCGUAUGGGUGUUUUUAAUACUGGUUAGUGAUAUUUUAAUGUGUGUGCGUGAUUUGUCUUUCGUGGUUGCUAUUUAUCGUAAUGUCUCUGCCAUGUCCGGUAAAGAAGAUCUGAUUUCAGUGGAUUAUGAAAUCUAUGGCAGAGUGCAGGGUGUUUUUUUCCGAAAGUACACUCAGGCUGAGGGCAAGAGGCUGGGCUUGACAGGCUGGGUGCAGAACACCAGGGAAGGGACAGUGAGAGGCCAGCUCCAGGGACCCGGCAGCAGGGUGCGAGAGAUGCAGGAGUGGCUGAGGAAGAAAGGCAGCCCCAAGUCCCAGAUCGCCAAGGCGGAGUUCUCCAACGAGAAGAAAGUGGAGAGUCUGGAUCACAAGGAUUUCAGGAUCGUCCGGCCCUAACCUCCCAAAUGUGAUGUGUUUUUCUGUUUUCUUUUUUAUUAUUAUUAAAAAAAAAGGCAUAAACAUCUUCCUAGAAUCAAGAUGUUUGGUCAUUUGGUUUCAAGAUGUCACUGUGUUGGAAUGCUUUUUUGUAAAUGUACUGCAGAUAACAUCAGUGAAGGCUUAAACUGCUAAAUACGCAUACCGUCUCCAAAUCUGAAUCUUGUACAUAAGUGCUUGAGGAUGUUUUGAACAUUCUACGUUCCCUUUGUGUGUUUAUUAAAUCCCUAUUUAUUUUGAAGAACCAUUUGUGUACUGUUUAAUUUUGUUAAUAUAGUUACUGAGAGGGCAGCUUAAUGACGGUACUUUGUAAAAAAUACGCUAGCCCUAUGUUUAUUUUUGAGAUGUAAUCAUCAACUCAACAAUUGGUCAAUAAAAUAUGCAUCAUUACAAAA